GAGUUCAAUAUGAUUUACAAUAAGGAAGGUAUGUAGCACCACGUCAAGUGAGAAACAGGAGUUUAAUAUGAUUUACAAUAAGGAAGGUAUGUAGCCACCACGUCACGUGAGAAACAGGAGUUUAAUAUGAUUUACAAUAAGGAAGGUAUGUAGCCACCACGUCACAUGAGAAACAGGAGUUUAAUAUGAUUUACAAUAAGGAAGGUAUGUAGCCACCACGUCACGUGAGAAACAGGAGUUUAAUAUGAUUUACAAUAAGGAAGGUAUGUAGCCACCACGUCACGUGAGAAACAGGAGUUUAAUAUGAUUUACAAUAAGGAAGGUAUGUAGCACCACGUCAAGUGAGAAACAGGAGUUUAAUAUGAUUUACAAUAAGGAAGGUAUGUAGCACCACGUCAAGUGAGAAACAGGAGUUUAAUAUGAUUUACAAUAAGGAAGGUAUGUAGCACCACGUCACGUGAGAAACAGGAGUUUAAUAUGAUUUACAAUAAGGAAGGUAUGUAGCACCACGUCACGUGAGAAACAGGAGUUUAAUAUGAUUUACAAUAAGGAAGUUUCACAAAGCAAAUGUCAAUGUGAUCAGAUGAUAAGCCUAACUCAACAACCAACUACUCAACGUGUGACGAAAAAAACAUUAAACUCUUCAAUUAUAAACCAAUCAUCCCAUGCAAAUAAGAAUAUGUCUGAAAAAGCUAUUCUUCCCAUCUUCACUUCUCUCAAAACACAGGCAGAUCAUGAUAAUUCAAAAACAACUUUAGAGUUUUCCACAACAGACAUACCAACAGUGACAAAAAUCGUUAUAGAGAAGAAAAAUAAUUGGAUAAACAUACCAAUUCUCGCGAUUAUAACAGGAGUGUCGUUUCUAAUUGGAAUAUUAACUUCUCUCGUAUUUUACCAGUUCUAUAGAAGAAAAUCAAAAUCUCAAAACGACGUCUUUGAUGGAUAUGAUAUAAACAAUCAAAGUUAUUAUCGUCGAAGACUCGAAUCCGGGAAUGCCAGUGCAACAUUAAUGGCUAAAAUUGGUGAUUAAAAUGUCAAAAAUGUCCAAUCACUUAACAAAGCAAUCUACUAAAAGAUAAAGACACAAAAUGUAGAUUUAAAAAAUGACGAUGGGCUUGAAAGAUUCCAACAAGAUUUUAUAUUAUUCUAUACUGUUUAUUAUAGAGGUUAAAUGUGAUUUCAACGAUUACAGUAUACAAUUAGUAAAACUUGUUAUGUAAAACAUAGUUUAUUAAAUUAUAGCCAAGUAUCAAUCAAGCUUUUAUGACUGGCAACCCACAACUGUUACAAUUGGCUGUAGUAAUUAAAAUGAACCUAUAAUUAGUAGAACCAAACUAUCAAAUGUUAUAACUUAAUUGGCUGAUUUGAUAAACAUGAAGGUGAAUAGUUUUAACCUGGGAGUAUUGUUCCUUGUUUGUAUAUGUUAAGUUUCCAUGUUAGUGUAGUCCUUAGAAGAAAUGCUGGUGUAGAUGUUGACCACAUCAGCGCUACUUAUAUGACAAAAACAAAACAACAGGCCUAUGAAAGGAGAUGAAGAUCGAAGAAAGCAUGAGUUCUUCUGCAAGACUGCAAGCUCACUGUCACUGUCGCUGACUGUCUCUGGACCUGAUCUUAAUUUGGGUGGGAACUAGAGUGGAAACAACGUCCAAGUGCAAUGAGAUAGAUCCAGAGUGCAAGCCUGAUUUACUCAGGGAAUUGUUCGGGCACAAAACCCACAUGCAAGACCAGCUAAGACCUAAUGCAAGUUGAAAAUGGCAAAGUUCUAAUUUAAAGCAAAUAAACAUACCAAAAAACAAAUAAGUCUUCUUCCCUUGUUUGUUUUCACUCUUCUAAACAUCUUUCAUUCUUAAAAAAGAAAAAUUAAUUUAAAUGUAAAAUAAUCAAAUUUGAAGGUUUUAAGUGCUAGUUAAAAGCAUAGAUAAGGAUGUGUAAUUAGAAUAUUCGAAUCUUAUUGAGAUGAAAUAGUUAUUCUAGAGUGGUAUAAGUUAGUUCCUACAGUAAAUAGUAAAACAGUAAUAGUAAAACUAUUGGCUUCGCAAUAAUAAAAAAACAACGAAAAAAACCUCCCUUGUUUCUAUUCACUCUUUAGCAUUUGAAAACCGGGUUUUCCUUUUCUUUUUGCUCAAAUACAUUAACUGCCUCAAUUAGGUUUUUGUAAAUAUCUUUAUUUUCCCAUUCAGGGAGAUAUUGCGAGAAAUUUUCAAAUAUAUCCGCCAUUUGUUUUGAAAACGUGAAAUUUUCUGUGACGUCAUUCCGUAUGUCCCUUACAGAUCAUGGCUCUCGACCAAUGAAAUCGCUCAAAUUCUUCUGGUAUUAAAUUAUACAUUCAACAUGGCUGAGAAGGAAAGGUUAAGUAUUUGGGAUUUUACAGAAGCUAAACUAAAAUGCGAAGAAAAGCAUUCCUGUUUUGUAGAGAUCGAAAGACAAGAACAUAUUUCUUUAUCUCCAUUUUACAUUGGACGCAUAAACCUUGGAGUUCAAGAACAAAUUGAAAAAAAAAUACGACAAUGGAAGUAUUUGGAAGAGUAUGGUGGUGUGAUAGUUGCUUAUGAGAACAUCAAGUUACUGGAGAGAUUAGCAACCAUCGACGACGAAUCACCAUUAAUACAUUUUGAUAUAAAAAUCAGUUAUAUUAUAUUCAAGCCAGAACUAGGUAAAAAGUUAGUGGGAAUUGUUAACAAGAUAAGCAAUAGUCAUGUCGGAUGUUUAGUACAUGGACGAUUUAACGCAUCAUUGAAGAAAUCUGAUUUAUAUCAAAAUGAUCGAAUUGAAAACAAAACAUUCAAUAUUGGAACUCAAUUUGUAUUUCGAAUAUGUGAUAUAAAUACCGUAGGUGGAUUGUUAUCUAUUGCUGGUUGUGUUAAAGAAAAAGAUAAGAAAUAUAUCAGGUUAACAUGUAAUUAAUGGUCAAUAUUUUGAAGCAAGUUAUUUAUGCUAAUAUUAGAUUUAUAUAUAAGAACUUUCAAGUCACUGUUUUUAUAUUUAGAUAUUUUGAAAUAGAUUUUUCAUGAAUGGGUGAAUUAAAUCAAGUUAAAACUUUAUGGGAAUACAUUAAUCUUACAUAAACAGUAAAAUACAUGUGAGAACAUUUAA
Xenia sp. Carnegie-2017 is the source of this 3093-nucleotide messenger RNA. RefSeq names its product DNA-directed RNA polymerase I subunit RPA43-like. The transcript is spliced from 5 exons. The coding region runs from base 2332 to 2904 and encodes 190 amino acids. NCBI's taxonomy places the organism in Eukaryota, Metazoa, Cnidaria, Anthozoa, Malacalcyonacea, Xeniidae. Gene Ontology annotation, cellular component: RNA polymerase I complex. Gene Ontology annotation, biological process: DNA-templated transcription initiation. The record is from RefSeq and is a predicted model, not a curated record.